AUUCGAUUCGAAUCGUAUACGGUUUUAUUAAAUAAAACAAAACGGCGUUUCACACCAUCCGAUUCGAUAUUUUCACGUACGCAUACAGGUUUCGAGUGCGCAUUGCAAUGCGCAAUGUGCAUAGCGCACGGCACUGUUGGCAGUCAGCACAUAAUCGUGAUCAUGAAUCCACGCGUUCCGCUUCUUUAUUACUGGUACACACGUAUACAUAAGAAACGUUCGGUACAACGAAGAUUCUGGGUACAUCCUUUAUUAGACCAUGGUCCACAACGAGAAGAGCGAUUUGAAAAAUUUUACAUGAACCUGAGAGAAGACGAACAAGAAUUUUAUAAUUAUUUCCAUUUGUCGAUGGCUAGUUUUGAUAAUUUACUAUCAAGACUAGAGAACUCUACACUUCCACGAAUAAAUACUAUUAUGAGGAUGUGCAUCAGUACAAAGAUGAAACUCGCCAUUUGUUUAAGGUACUUAGCGACGGGUUGUUCGAUGAAAGAACUUCAUUUCACGUUUAAAGUUGGUACAUCGACAAUCAGUGGAAUAAUAACUGAUGUAUGCUCGGCGCUUUGGGAUGUUUUACAUGACGAUUUCCUACCAUCACCUACUAAAACAAAAUGGGAAGAAAUUGCGAAGGGAUUCGACCAAAAGGCCAAUUUCCCGCAUUGCAUAGGCGCUAUCGGCGGAAAGCAUAUAAGAUCAAAGAAGCCGGAACUCAGUGGAUCAUCAAAUGUUAAAAACAAAGAUUACUACUCUAUUGUACUACUGGCAGUAGUGGAUUCAGAUUAUAAGUUUGUCUAUGUCGACAUAGGUUCCUAUGGAACAAACUGCGAUUCAUACAAUUUAAAAAACACCGGCUUAUGGGAAAAACUGAAUGACGAGUCGUUGCCAAUACCUGACCCCACGCCACUUACCGAGUCCGGAAAGAGUAUACCAUUUGUACUAGUAGGAGAUGAAGCAUUUGCUCUUCACAAUAAUCUAUUACGACCCUUCGGAGGAACGCACUUAGAUGAACGUAAAAAAAAAUUCAACUGUCGCCUGAGUCAAGUUCGGAGAUAUGUGGAAUGGGCGUUUGGAAUCAUGGCAGCGAAGUGGAGAAUUCUGCAAAGGCCAGUGGACACUUCGAUUACUUCAACCAUCGAAAUUGUGAAGGCUUGCAUUGUACUUCACAAUUUCGCCUGUGAACGUGAUGGUUUGCGUUUCGAUGAUUCCAGCGAAGCGACCUCCGCAAUGGACAAUUUGGAAAACGAACCAAAUCCACGGGCAGGAGCUCAAGCCAAUAAUAUUCGUUCAGCAUUUGCUGAUUAUUUUAUGUCACCCGAGGGGUCUGUACCGACGCAAUAAAAACUAUGUUCAA
This is a messenger RNA of Coccinella septempunctata (seven-spotted ladybird), 1348 nucleotides long. Its product is annotated as protein ALP1-like. The record is from RefSeq and is a predicted model, not a curated record. Lineage: Eukaryota; Metazoa; Arthropoda; Insecta; Coleoptera; Coccinellidae. Bases 115 to 1335 code for a protein of 406 amino acids. The transcript has 2 exons.